This is a messenger RNA of Nematolebias whitei (Rio pearlfish), 915 nucleotides long. RefSeq names its product docking protein 4 (gene dok4). Gene Ontology annotation, cellular component: cytoplasm. The record is from RefSeq and is a predicted model, not a curated record. NCBI's taxonomy places the organism in Eukaryota, Metazoa, Chordata, Actinopteri, Cyprinodontiformes, Rivulidae. Bases 1 to 915 code for a protein of 304 amino acids. Gene Ontology annotation, biological process: positive regulation of MAPK cascade; cell surface receptor protein tyrosine kinase signaling pathway. The transcript has 9 exons.
AUGUACUGGGUUGGACUAAGUCUUCCUAGAGUGACAGAAAUUAGCAAUGUGAAGAACAUCACACGGUUACCUCGAGAUACCAAACGACAAGCAGUAGCCAUCGUGUUUGCAGACGACACCUCACGCACAUUCACCUGUGAAUCAGAGUUGGAGGCAGAGGACUGGUUCAAGAUGCUGUCAAUAGAGUGUCUUGGGAUGCGUCCAAAUGACAUCAGUAUGGGAGAACCUGACCUCCUGGCUGCUGGAGUGCAGUGUGAACAUACAGAGCGUUUCAACGUGUUCCUCCUUCCAUGUCCCAACCUGGACAUCUAUGGGGAAUGUAUGAUGCAGAUCACCCAUGAGAACAUUUACCUGUGGGACAUCCACAACCCUCGCACCAAGCUGGUGACCUGGCCUCUCUGUUCUCUGCGGCGCUACGGACGCGACGCCACUCACUUCACCUUUGAAGCUGGACGGAUGUGUGACAGUGGUGAAGGUCUCUACACCUUCCAGACCAGGGAGGGAGAGCAGAUCUACCAGAGGGUCCACUCCUCCACGUUGGCCAUUGCUGAGCAGCACAAAAAGGUCUUGCUGGAGAUGGAGAAGAACAGCAGGUUGCUGUCUAAGUGCUCAGAGUCCAGCUCCUACCCAUGCACGCCUACCGCCAUCCUACCACGAUCAGCCUACUGGCACCACAUCACUGGAAACCAGACUGGCAUGGAUCCUGGCAGUGGUGAUGCCUCAGAGAACGAACUACUCCUGUCCACCCAUCUGUCACCUGAACAUCACACCACUCUACCCCUGACAAACACACAAGCACAGCCCCAUCCACACACACACAUCCCACCACACUACCCCACUUAUCCUGGACAAAGCACAACCAGAAUCCAGCUGCUGCACAAUGAGGAUUUCUGCAGCUCCUUUAUUGGUCAGUAG